Messenger RNA from Ciona intestinalis (vase tunicate), 2819 nucleotides. RefSeq names its product spermatogenesis-associated protein 7-like. Gene Ontology annotation, cellular component: ciliary basal body; axoneme. NCBI's taxonomy places the organism in Eukaryota, Metazoa, Chordata, Ascidiacea, Phlebobranchia, Cionidae. Gene Ontology annotation, biological process: microtubule cytoskeleton organization. The record is from RefSeq and is a predicted model, not a curated record.
GUUUUAUUUUUCAGCUUUGCUUAUUGGAAAUGGCGCAAUUACAAAUUUGCGUGCGUUUGUAACUGUAUAAAUGUAACUUUUCUCAGCACAAACUUAUUUACUAUUAGAAUGUUAUAACGUGAUUAUGCCGAAAUUUGUAUUGCCUGAGCUAUCUGGAAUCUAACGUUAGUUUUUGUACUGUGUAUUACGCGCACACUAAUAUAUGCAUUACGUUGCGUCCUGCUUUUGAAUUACCACCAUGUUUAGUUGAUUUUAUGUUGAUUCGUUAUUUACAUUAAACGUUUAAUAUAAAUCUGUAAGUUUAACAGUUUAGAGGUUUGUAUAUUUUCGUGCUUAAAGAUAAAAACUUACACAUUAGGAGUUUUGCUGUUAAUUUGUCAAUUUUAUAUUUUCUGUAUCAUACUUAACAGAAACAUUUUAGGCGUUCUAGUCCCUGGUAAAGUUCAUCUUAAUUCAUGUUACCUCCGUCCACACUCCAAAUGUAGAAACAUCAUGAAAGGCCAAAUGAAAGGCCAUAUGGCUUUAAACAGCAGUCCCUAUAAGCCAUCUACCAAUAAACUGUCAUCCCAGUAUUUAAUAAAAGACCAAAUGUUAAGUCAUUACCACAACCUUGCGACAAUUAAAUCAGCAGUUGAUCAUCAUCCACCUAAAUCUACGCAGCAGAGCAUUAAGAAGAGAGACCAAUUAAGACGAGAUGGCAUGUUGUUACAAUCGCAAACUAUGAACCAAACAAAGUAUUCUAUGACGCCACAAAGCGAGCCAAAUAUGAUGAGCAGUCGCGGAAGGAAUCAGCAUAAAUCUCGAAGCGAGCCGAAAUUUUCUCCAAGAAGUGAUCCGAUGAUGGAGAAAUAUUAUGAUGAAGAAUAUAACACAUCCUCCAGAUCAUGGAGUCCUAACCAUUUUAUGGAAACCGGGAAAUCCAGGCCAAGCACGGCAAGACCAAGUACAGCGCGAUCAAGGGGAGAUUUGAGAUCAACCAAUAGAAAAAACGCGACAAUGAAAAGUCCCCGCCAACAAGUUAUGGAUGUAACUUAUAACGGGGAUUAUCUGGAAAGACAUGAAGAAAGAUUCAAUAAAACUGAGAAACCUUUUACACCGAGAACUAAAAAGCGACCUGGAAAGUCAUUUCUUUCACAAUCAAAGCAUUAUUCUGCUCCAACUCUUCCUAAAGCUGAUAAAGAGAAGAAGAAGAGGGAGAAAAAAGAAGAGGAUGCUAAGACGAAGUUGGAGGCCUUGGAUGCAAGUGGUAACUAUGACGAUGAUGAUCAUUCAAAGUGGGUGGAGCAACAAGCAGAGUUCGUGAAGAAGAUGUCGCUCAUGGAUGGAUCAAUGAGGAGGGAACGAGACUGGAUGGAGACAAAGUCAUUCGGGAGCAGUCAACCAACAUCAAUGGGGUACUCGGAGACCAUGAGGAGGAUUAAAUUGGAGGAGGAGGAGCUAAAAUAUUGUGAGUUCAUCAAUGAGGUCACCAAUGAUAUUUUGACCAAAGGGAUUUAUUCAGAUCAGAUUUUAAACCAACUAAUGGAUCGACAUUUGAACAGUUCCCAUGGAUUGGAAAGAGAAAGGCUGGAACGGAUGCUACGGCAGUUAAAAGUUGAUUUAGGAAUUUCAACGGCAAGAUCAACCUCAAGUUUUGGUCGUUUUGACACAAAAUCGAGUAAAAACGACAGAUUUUCUGACACUGAAGAUAAAUUUGCUGAAAAGAUUGUGAUUUCUGACAUUCCUUCAAACCGUAGUUCUCCAAAGUCAAAUAGAAAACUAAAUACGUUGAACUCAAAGUCCACAGAAAGUGAUGAAAACGUCUUUCAAACUUCAGAUAAACUAUUAUCUGACCCUAUAGAUAGUGAGAACCUUUCAAUUACUUUGAAACCUCAUGAAAAUCUUAAAGAAGUCAAUGAAGCUGUUAAAUCAGAAGAAGAAGAAAUUGUCGAUGAUGCCGAUGAGUUAGAUAAGACAGCAACCACCAAACAAAACUCAACAGAUGGUUCAGAUUACGAAUCCGUUGCAGCUUUAUCUAUGGUUAUUAGACAAACAGAGGCCAAUGAUAAUCAAAGACAACGAUGAAGAUUCAGAUUUUUAGCGAUAACUUAUUUUUAGUAUUAGCAACACUGUGGGUUACUGUGAAAUUCAAAGUAGUAUCUAAUACAUUGGUGGUAAAUUAUUUGUUUUUACACUUUACAUGAUAUUGAAAAUGUGUCUUUUUUAUUUCUAAACCUGCAAACCUAUUAUAUCUUAUAUUGAUUCUAUUGUAUGAGGUGCUAUACUGAUAUAGCAAGGCACAUCAUUAGACCAAGGAUUUAGGCUUACAAUGUAUAUCUUGAUGGUAUAAUUUCAUAUUUAAACCCUGCUUAAGGUGAAAUUACUUAAUCGACUUACACAGUGCGCGGCUAAUUAGAAUUAAACUUGCCAGUCACUCAAAUUUACAUUUUGUUCAUUAAUCAAGGCAAUUUGUCAUAAUGGCUAUUAUUGUAAUGCUACUACUUCACACAUAUGACACUGUUAAAAUUCUUAAACUGUUUUUAUUUUACCAACAUAAUUUAAAUUUACACCAUUUCAAAUUCAGUGUAAACAAAUAAAAGCUUUUUUAAUUAAAGUGUGUUUUAGAUUAAGUAGCAUUUUAAUAAUGUUUAUUAGAAUGACUGUGUUUUUCCAUGCAAUAGCUAUAUUAUUUCAUGUAAUUUCUACUUCUUUAUAUUUCACAAUUAUAUUAACUUUUAUAUUAAGAAGUUCUGGUACUUAAGUAUGUUCAAUUUGUUUGGUAUGCUUUAAUUUUUGGUAAUAUAGAUUUAUAAUAAGUUGUUGCUUUUAUAUUUUACAGA